Sceloporus undulatus (fence lizard) is the source of this 1387-nucleotide messenger RNA. Its product is annotated as N-lysine methyltransferase SETD6-like. The record is from RefSeq and is a predicted model, not a curated record. The transcript is spliced from 2 exons. Bases 517 to 1083 code for a protein of 188 amino acids. Lineage: Eukaryota; Metazoa; Chordata; Lepidosauria; Squamata; Phrynosomatidae.
UUUCUAAGAAAGAUUCCCUGCCUAGCUGGGCAUGAGAGGUGCCUCUUGCUCAACCUGGUGCAGAUGUUGGCACCUCAGAAAAAAUUCCUUAAACAGCAGCUUUGUUGAUCCUGACUUUCCAGCCUUGUACUGUCAUGCCUCUUUCAAUCAUCUCUCUGCUUUUAAACAAGCUAAACAUGGGGCCAUGCAACACUUUCCUCUAAGGGAUGGUCCUGCAUUUGUUCAUUUCCAGUACUGUUUUCCUUCUUGAGAGCAUCCUUAACAGGCUGAUUAGACUGUGUGGCUGUGUGCGAGAUCCCAACUCAGCUGGCUAUCACUUUUGGUGGCAAAGUGGGCAUUUGAACUCACGUCUCCCCCAUCUAGUCUUGUAUUGAAAUGGGAAGUGAUGUGCAUUCAUGUUAUUUACUUUAGCCAAGAGAGUGUGAUGUUCCUGACCUGGGCUUUCCAUUGGCAGGGGGAAAGAGCCUUAAGGACCCUUUGCUAUUAAGCAUAUCUGGGUGUCAUAUGAGGCCCUAGAUGGAAAAGGAAGCCCCCCCGCACAAUCACCCAACCACUUACUCUUCUCCUGGACCCUGUUUUGCCUGGGUUUUUAAGCAAGACGGAUGGUUUUGUCGCCCUUUCCUUCUGCUAGGCACAAAGUCCGAAGCAGAGAGGCAGCUGGUCUUGGAGCAGUGGGACUGCCUUUGCCACAUGGAGAUGGUGGGCGAGGAAGGGGCCUUUGUCAUUGGCUGGGAGAGGGUCUUCACUGAGGAAGAGCUGUCUGUGGCACUGAAGUUACUAAGCAUGUCUGCGGAAGAAUUCAAGGCGUUUAAAGAACAGGACCUGGGAACAGGGGAGCGUAGCCCCAGCGGCCUGGCGCUCUCGAAGGCCACGAUUCCUGGGCUCAAAGCCUCCUGGAAGCAGCUUAUCUUCAAUGCCACUCUGCUGACCCUGCAGUCAUACAGCUUGGACUUGAAAGAGGAGGAAGAGACACUCCAGAACCUGCAGGCGUAUUCGAAGCUAAGUCGCAGGGAGCAGCAUGCCCUUCAAGUGCGCUACGGCCAGAAGAGAAUCUUGCAUCAGUUGCUUCAGCUGUGCGGGUAAAAGAGAGCAACGCUGCUUUGGCUGCACUGCCGUUGGUGUUUGUAGAGGGGACUUUGUGCUGCAGAUGUGUACAGAGGUUGCGAUCUCUGGGUUCCCCGUGAAAGACCCCUCAGGCAUUGGGUCUGGCUGUGCUGCUGUAGCAUUUCGAUAUUUCUCAUGGAAAUACAUUGGAAGCAGGUUUCUGUGAAACAUUUCUGUCUUUAGGGAGCAGUGAAAUGCUUUCCAGAGCAAGGUUUGGCCACUCAAAAGAAAUGGUAUAAAUUGCUAGAGAUAAUGCUGUAAUUUCUCUUUAGGGAGACGUAAC